AUGGACGCCCUCGCCUAUCUUCCCGACGACGUGCUGGUGGCGAUCCUCAUCCGUCUGCCGGCCCGCUCCAUCGCGCGCUGCCGCGAAGUGUGCAGAGCCUGGCGCUCCGCUAUCUCCCACCGGAGCUUCGACAUCGCCCACGGUGAACGCCGGGCUGCCGUCGUCAAGGUGACAAUGGAUCAGUGCUACGAUUACUACUUCGACAGGGGGUAUGGGUCCCUGGGACCAACGGUUUUCACAAGGACCACCGUCGUCUUGGAGUUGUUCCGUGGCCGCUGGCACCGCCGGGAUAUAAACCCGCCGUCGAGCCGGUCUCUCGUCCUCAGGUCCAACUUGUCUUCGGUCCGCGGUUCCUGGGACGGGGUGGUGUGCAUAGAGGUCCGUUUCAACGACGCGGCGAGGUACACGUUUCUCCGGGCCGACCAGUAUGUGCUCUGGAACCCGGUCACAUUGGCCUGCGCCACCGUCUCUCCGCCAUCCGACGCCGGCGAGAUCAUCGGCGCCUACUCGCACCACUCAACGAGGCGAUUCCACCUCGUCCACGCCUCAGGCGAAAUUGUAGGUCAUCACCUGGCGACGACCUUCCGGAUCUUAAGGGUCGGAGACGCUGUGUGGCGCGAGAUUCCCCUCCUCAAGGAAGAGACGAAGAUGUCCAUGCCCAGACACCACGCCCGCAGCGUCAGGUUACACGGCAACUUGCACUGGCUGGUGCUGCGGCGCUCUGAAUCAGAGCUGCGGCUGCUCACGUUCGACACCACACGGGAGAAGUUCCGGCUAAUGGAGGCGCCGCCCGGACGCCGAGAGGGGCAAGCGGACGACGUCUUAACAAGGGCUCGGCUGGGUGUGCUGUCCUGCGGCAAGCUCUGCACCUUCAUCGUCGAGCCGUCGACGAGCAGCAUGGAGUUGUGGGUGCAAGACGACUACGAAGCCGGGCCGCUCAGGCUCAGCAGCUGGCGGCUCAAGGAACGGAUCAGCCUGGUCCUGCCGGAUAGCUCCGACUUGUCACGGCAGUUCUGCAUGGACACCGAUGUGGAGGUGGUAGAGGGCGUUCGGGAGGCCGAGGAGAUCUUCCUCCACCACAACCACCGAAUCGUCGGGCACGGGAGCAGCCGGAUCGACGCGUACAACCUCGGAUGCAAGAAGUGGCACAUGGUGAACGUUUCCCGGUCGGCUCGUACGCUCAUGUACAGGGAAAGCAUUCUGCAGCAAGAGGUGAGCUUUGGCGGCACGUCAAGGGCUCUUUCUCCCAUCGUUUUGAAAGGGCACAUACGCUACACAUUAAAAUAG
This is a messenger RNA of Lolium perenne, 1287 nucleotides long. RefSeq names its product probable F-box protein At3g22720. NCBI's taxonomy places the organism in Eukaryota, Viridiplantae, Streptophyta, Magnoliopsida, Poales, Poaceae. Gene Ontology annotation, molecular function: protein binding. The record is from RefSeq and is a predicted model, not a curated record.